Molecule: messenger RNA, 666 nt
Organism: Acaulospora colombiana
Lineage: Eukaryota; Fungi; Glomeromycota; Glomeromycetes; Diversisporales; Acaulosporaceae
Source: the annotation of a GenBank genome assembly
AUGCGUACCGCUCAAACUGGAAAGCGGGAUGCAUCACAGGGAACUAAAUCCUCGAAACUCGGGGUCAUGCAUAGUGCCGACGUACGGCAAACCCUUCAAAAAGCAAUGGUCACAGGGAGAGUUGGCAGGACGACCCCGAUACAUACGCCAGUUCCCAAAAUGGAUAAAGAGACCAUGCAAGAACUCAUUGAAUCGGCGGAGCUCGCUACUAGUGAGUUGAACUUUCGAUUAAAUAGAUGCCUUCUGAUCGCUCGAGAUGCUUCCAAUGCGGUCCAAGAAGUUGAAGAGCAACGCAAGCGCGGAAAUUCACAAGCUUGGCAACCCUAUAUCGUGCAACAACUUGACACGACUUGGAAGAUGAAGAAGGGAGCCCGUCCUGCCAGUGUAACAGUUGUAGUGGACCUGGCUCAUGUUGCGACUCAACAUUCGUAUGCCUUCAAGCGUUUAUGGCAUGUCUGUGUUGCAUUGCACUCUGCAAUUGCUGAGUGUCCGAUAGACAUCGGGCUAUCGAGCCCGCGUCUCUUCGAUAUCAUGUAUCAUCCAGCAUUUCUUUGGGUAUUUGAGUCGUGUUUCACGGUAUAUGCAUGCAUUUCAGCUUCAGAGAUUCCUCUGGUUCCUCUACUGGUAGCGGAGUUUGAAAAUGAGUUUGCCCUCAAUGACUCAUAG